This is a messenger RNA of Suillus subaureus, 348 nucleotides long. RefSeq lists its product as uncharacterized. The annotation marks the transcript as partial. The transcript has a single exon. The record is from RefSeq and is a predicted model, not a curated record. NCBI's taxonomy places the organism in Eukaryota, Fungi, Basidiomycota, Agaricomycetes, Boletales, Suillaceae.
UCGUUUAUUUCCACUUUGUACGCUCGAUCUCUCACUUUAUUUACUCCUUCAUCUCUGUAUCGAAAACCUAGCUCCGCAUUCCUUCCGCACCAAGUCCUCAUCACACUCGUCGCAUCCAGUAUCAAGAUAGAUUGCCUAAGCGUUGGUCGUGAGAUGACAGAGGACUGGCUAUCAAAACGCGGUCAAUAUGACUUCGUACCUUCUACGGGUGAACCAUAUCAUAGAGUCCUAGAACUUUAUUGCUUGCAUGUCUUACCUCGUUUGGGCGAGUGGGAGUACGUCAAAGAAUUUCUGUCCUACGAGAAUGAACUCUCGUCUGACGAAAAACGCGUGAGUUUAAUUUCAUGA